AUGACCGAGAAUCACGGUGGUUCUUGUGAGCCUUGCAAGAGGAAGAAAUGUAAAGUGAGAAUUCUUUUCAUCAACAAAUGGACAUGGCCUAAGCUAAUAUUUCUUCAGUGUGAUCGUCAAUUGCCGUCCUGUGGACAAUGCGAAAUAUCUAAGCUACCAUGCACAUACGGCGAGAGCACUAAACGAGGCAUACCAACCGGAUAUCUUGGCCUACUGGAGCAACGAUUAGGCGAGACUGAAGUCUUGCUCUAUCGCGCUCUAUCCGAGCUUCGAGCUCUCAAACUCCAGCAGAACAGUUAUCCUGGUGUAACUAGCACGUUGGACAUCCCUGAUCCUAUCACAAGGGAAGCCAAUGCCCCGAAGCCAGUCAGGAUGGAGGAAUGGAAGGAGUAUCCAUUGAAGUAUGAAGAAGAAGUUGAGAGAUGGAGACAGUAUAUGAGCGGAGGAAGAGAAACUUCCAUUGGCUAUGACGAAGGAUUUUCGGGCGAGCAAUCUCAAGUAAACAACUCAUAUUACAGCAACCCAACAAACCAAUUCUCCAAUCCAGACCCAUCACAAACAUACCAUGAUACGGAUAUGGAUUUCAAUGUUGCGGCAGGUCUGGUAGGGCUCUCCCAAAGCCAUGGUCAGAUCCAGUUACAAACUCAAAACACAAACAACGCCCAUAUCCCACCACCAUCCCAACACACCAACGUCCUGAACCCCAGAUUCUCCAACCCAAUGCCUCCUCUCCCAGACUCUGCGAAUAAUCCUUCGCUCCAAUCAAAUUAUACAGCCGAAUUUAAUUCUUCAAAGGAUUUGCACAUUAAUCGAGGAAUAUCUAAUCAGAACCUUGAUCUCGACCAGAACCCACAAACGAAUGCCAUACUUGAAGGGUCAAGCUCUAACACUGCAGUUGGAUGGGAAACUCCACCUUCUGAUCCUACUUCUGGUGCAACAGGUCAAAAUGCAGGAACCCAAAGGCCAGUUGAGUUGCUGAGGUCGCAGCAGUUGUCUGCGGCGUUCAAGAACAUAUAUUAUUGA
Cadophora gregata is the source of this 1023-nucleotide messenger RNA. RefSeq lists its product as uncharacterized. The record is from RefSeq and is a predicted model, not a curated record. NCBI's taxonomy places the organism in Eukaryota, Fungi, Ascomycota, Leotiomycetes, Helotiales, Ploettnerulaceae. The transcript has 4 exons. Gene Ontology annotation, biological process: regulation of DNA-templated transcription. Gene Ontology annotation, molecular function: DNA-binding transcription factor activity, RNA polymerase II-specific; zinc ion binding. The coding region runs from base 1 to 1023 and encodes 340 amino acids.